Molecule: messenger RNA, 3910 nt
Organism: Drosophila biarmipes
Lineage: Eukaryota; Metazoa; Arthropoda; Insecta; Diptera; Drosophilidae
Gene: DIP-kappa
Product: cell adhesion molecule DSCAML1
Exons: 13
Coding region: 297-2291 (664 amino acids)
Cellular component (GO): neuron projection
Source: RefSeq, a predicted model, not a curated record
UUCAACUGAACGGACGGUCCGCGGCCAGCGAGGGUCGCCACGAAACUAUCUGAAGUGCGAGUUGCGAAACCACGCGAGUGUCCACCACGAAAUGCUUCUCGGCGCGUUGUCGUUAUCCUUGCCGCUGUCAUUUGCCGGAUUUUGGCAGACCUCGCCAAAGUUGUGAGCGAGUGAAAGUUUUGUGCACUUGUCGUGAGGCGACUUCGGUUUACCAUUACUCUUGCAUUCGCAUUUGCGUGCCUAAUUUGAAGUAAUUACCAAAUUAAGGAAAGUAAGCUAAAGGAUUGCCACCAGCCAUGGUUAGGCCACACCGCCGCCGCUUCCGCCCACGGUCGGAGGUCAAUGUCCGGCAGUUGGCCAUCGCGAUAAUAGCCACUGCCGCGGUCACCAUGCUGAUGACAGCCGCGCCCACCCUCGCCGAAAUCCCCACAAAAGGCAAACACACGCGACUGGACAGCCAGCAGACGGCACAGGAUGAAUCCGACUUUCCGCGAUUCGCUGAACCCAUUGCUAAUGUCACCGUCUCCGUGGGAAGAGAUGCUCUGAUGGCCUGCGUGGUGGAGAACCUAAAGGGCUACAAGGUGGCCUGGGUGCGAGUGGAUACGCAGACCAUCCUAUCCAUUCACCAUAAUGUCAUCUCUCAAAACAGCCGCAUUAGCCUGACCUACAAUGAUCAUCGCUCGUGGUAUUUGCACAUCAAAGAGGUGGAGGAGUCGGAUCGCGGUUGGUACAUGUGCCAAGUAAACACGGAUCCCAUGCGCUCCAGGAAGGGCUACCUGCAAGUGGUGGUUCCCCCGAUGAUUGUCGAGGGCCUGACCAGCAACGAUAUGGUGGUGCGGGAGGGUCAGAAUGUCUCGCUGGUCUGCAAGGCACGUGGCUACCCGGAGCCCUACGUCAUGUGGCGCCGCGAGGACGGCGAGGAGAUGCUAAUUGGCGGGGAGCACGUCAACGUGGUCGACGGCGAGCUGCUGCACAUCACCAAAGUGAGUCGCCUGCACAUGGCCGCAUAUCUGUGCGUCGCCUCCAACGGAGUCCCGCCAUCGAUUAGCAAGCGGGUCCACCUGCGUGUGCAAUUUCCACCCAUGCUCUCCAUUCCGAACCAGCUGGAGGGCGCUUAUCUGGGCCAAGAUGUCGUACUCGAGUGCCACACCGAGGCCUAUCCAGCAUCCAUUAACUACUGGACCACGGAGCGCGGAGAUAUGAUCAUAUCGGACACCUCGAGAGCCGGCGAUAAAUACGAGACCACAUCAACCGUCAGCGGUUACACAAAAUACAUGAAGUUAAAAAUCCGUGGCGUUGGACCCAACGAUUUUGGCACAUAUCGCUGCGUGGCCAAGAACUCGCUGGGCGAAACCGAUGGAAACAUAAAGCUGGACGAAAUGCCCACACCAACGACGGCCAUUAUUUCAGAGAUGUCCUUGCUGAACCGCAGCUAUGAUGGCAAGAGACGUCAUAGAAAUAAAUUUGACUCGGCCAACGCUCUGCCUGAUUAUGGGGUUGAGGAGUGGCGCGACGGUGCCCAAGGCAACCAUGGCGGGAACAAUGGCGAUAGCAAUCAAACGCCCGUGCGUAAUCCGCCCGGAGCAUUUCACAAUUCUGCAGGCUCACUGGCGCAGCAUAAUCUACUUGCUAAAAUAAUGCUCGGCAUUAAAACGCAAUCAUUUGGGAUUUUCAAACGUUUAUCGAGUUCUUUGCCAUCGGCGGAGGGCUUUCUCUGGCUGUCGACGUUAUCGCCGGUCGCGCCAAGUCGGUGGCGUAUGAGUAAUAUGGAAAGCCGGCCGAAUUCACCGGAGACCGUUGUCAACAACGAGGCCGCCGUUGGAUGCUGGAUGGAGCAGGGGCGGGCGGAGGCUAGAAGUCAUUGUGGGCGGACCAGCAGCAACAAUAGCAACAGCAACAACAACAAAAACAUCAUUACCAACAGCCCGCCCAAGGGGGCGGGGCAAUUGCGCAUAUUUCACAUUGCUCAUACGCCGCGUGGCGCAUCAACGCAGCACUCGCAGUGCGAACGCCCCUGGCAAUCGCUGUGGAAGUGGAAGUGGCAACGUCAACGCCAGUGGCCAAUGCUCAUUUGCAUAGUAAUAUUGGCUGGCUGUUUUGUUCGCUGGCUGCCAAUGCUACUGCAUUUUAUCGGCCGCCACAUCGGAACAUUUUCUAUUAGCGCGACGCAUAGGCAACAUUUAAUGUGCACAUUUCGGGCCAUCGCUGGUAAUAAGGUUGUCGCCAAAAAUGCCAACCAGACCAGGCCAAGUACCCUCGUAGCGCUGUGCCCUCGGAAGUUUUCAAGAUGAAAUCAAAUAAUUGCAAAAGGCAAGAAAGAAACUCAUUUAGGGCACAAGCAGCUUGAAGAACCGAAUCAAAUCGUGGCCAGACGAGGACCAGGAUAAGGAGGAGCUGGAGAAGGGAACGAGUCCAGAUACAAGUGCACCGGUAGCGUCAGACAUAGAUAUGUUUAUACUAGAGCGUAAAAUGAAAAUCAUGUUAGGGACAAGGCUGGCCAAGAGUGGCGGCUGAUGUGCAGGAAAUAUUGGCAGCAGCCACAUCCGACAUCCUGCCAUUGAUGCGGCUCCAGUAUUUAUCGAAAGUCAAACAAAAUGUAAUGUACCUAUUUGUAUCAAAAUUAAUGUCAUCGAAUACAAAUCGUUUUUUAUUACACGAAUAUCUGGCUACCUUUUUUUAUGAUUUCAUAUGGCUUUUGAAUGUAAAAAGACAAUUAGCAUGUUAAUUUUAUUUUAAUUGAAAAUCAAAAGGAUGAGACGUAUUCAAUUUGUUUAAUUUUCAUAACAAAAUGAUAGGAAUCUUAAAGGUUUUCGUUCAAAGCACCCAACACAACAGAAUAAAAAAUGUGGCAUUAUGUAAAAAGCAUAAUAGAUCCAAUUAAAUGGAAAUAAAUUAAUUAUAGUCCACAAAAAAUGCAAAAGAGGUGUGGCAAAAAAGUGGGAAAAAAACGGUUAAUCAAAUUUGCAUUUAGAUGAAAGUAUUUACGCAUACCCAUACAUAGCGAAUUUACAUAGUAAAUUUAGCAGAAUUAAAAAAAAAAAAGAAAAAAAGAUAAAAAGGAAAAUGUGAACCACUACAUAGCAAAGCAAAAAAGUGUUGAUAUAAGUAAUUUAUUGGAAAUAAAGUUGAUAAAAAACUUACAAUUGAAACUGUUUGGCCAUUUUUUGUCAAUGAAAAUUAUGCUGUUAACAAUAUAGGCUUAUUAAAUUAAUUUGUUUUGUAUUGCAUUUAAUUUAAAUCAUUCAAAGAUAUUAAUAAACAAACAUGUAAUAAUUAAUAUGUUUCACGAAUAACACAUUUAUUUACCUUUUUUUAUUAAUUAUCUCGUUUGUAAGAAUUUAAUUUGAGCAUUCGUAUACUCCCCUUGUAUGUAAAUAUCUAAUUAGUAUAAGCAUUAAAGAGUAUUACGUUAAUUUAAUGAAACUUCGCUGUACAUAUGAAAGAAAACUAUAUGUGGAACUAUAUAUAUUUAAUUCUAUCUGAGGCUCUUGGGCUUAUGAGGCCCUGUUGAAAAAAGGAAAUAUUAAAUAAAGAAAAAAUUUAAUGUGCUUUAGUUUUCAUUUGUAAAUAAAUCUGCCACAUUAAUCUACACAAGUUUAAAUCAAUGUUAACGCGUUAAACACAUAAAAUAUAUAUCUAUAUAUGUAGGAGUAAAAAAAAGAAACAGCCAGAAGCAAAACCAAAUUCUGCAGUUUAAAAAUGAGACCUAUUUGUUUAAGCCUACUUAAGAAGCUCAGAAAAAUUAAAUAUAAAGUCGGAUUAUUACACAUAACGCGUAAGAUAGCUAUAACAAUUAAAUAUAUGUAUUGAGCUCUAUAUAGUAUAUGUGAAUAAGUGGCAUAUCUAUGUGGCAUAUGUGUAUGUAAAUGUACGCAAAAGUUUACAGCAAAAAUAAAAGCAAAAAAAACAA